CAUGGCUAGCGAUAAAAAGUGACGCCCUGAAUUUAUUUUAUAGAAGACCAAUUGAGCUAACAGCCCAGUCUUGCUGCAGCAGCGUGUGCAGAAGCAACAAAAUAUUUUUCCGAGCUCAGUGUUUAAAAAAGAAGAAGAAAUAAUUGGAAAUAUUUAAAUGCAGAAUAAAAGUGCUUGAUUUGCAAAACUAUGUCGUCCAGCAGGAUAACAACGCUAUCCUGUCGCGCCGCACUGCUCUUACAGUUGUUGAUAUUUAUAAUUGUUCUUGAAGAACCCGCUGAUGGUUUCGUUAACUCACCCAAAAUCAUAACCAAAGACGGCAAUCUCAUUGUGGAAUCUGGACUUAAUCGCAACAUAACCUUUCACCUCGCUGGCACUUCACGCAUUAACAUCAACGAUGAAUAUGAUUUACUGGACCUGCUGCUGUUGAAUGGCAACUCUAAUAGCUCCGCAUCGAGACGUAACAAGGACAUCAUUGAGGUGGAUAGCUUAGCGCAACUCUCCAAUGAGUUGACCUCGCUGCGGUUAUAUGUCUAUGGCGCAAAUGGUUUGAGUAAACGUUACAAUACAAUGGUGAACAGAACGCGUAUGAACAAUCAAUCACUCCGUCGCUUCCAAACGCGUUUACAGCGCGUCGAACGAAAAGUGCAGACCCUGUCGAAUCGCCUUGAAUUGGAUAGCUGCAAGAGUAAUCCAUGUGAGAAUGGUGGAUCUUGCAUAAAUAUUUUUGGAAGUUUCAUUUGUAAAUGCACCAAAAACUUUGAGGGCGCCACCUGUCAGAACGAUGUCAAUGAGUGUGCUCUCUAUGCCGGCACAGAUUUGGGUUGUCAAAAUGGUGGACAAUGUGUUAAUCAACAUGGCGGAUAUAAUUGCAUAUGCACAGCCGGUUGGUAUGGUAUACAUUGUACCCAGAGAAAGGGUGAUUGCAUGCAAUCUUCAACAUGGGAGCUCUGUGGUCACGGUACAUGUGUGAGUAGCAACGAUGAUUUUGGUUAUAAGUGUAUCUGUGAUAUGGGUUGGAAAACGAAUGGUCUUACACCGUCUUGUACGGUCGAUGUAGACGAAUGCAAUGAGUCGCAUCCACCCUGUGAAACGAAAUGUAUUAAUUUACCUGGUUCAUUUACGUGCGCUCCCUGUGCCGCGGGCUUGACAGGCAACGGUGUAAAUUGUCGAGAUAUUAAUGAAUGCGAGCUACAAAAUGGCGGUUGCAGUAUGAGUCCACGCGUGGCCUGUAUUAAUACCUAUGGUUCUUAUCAUUGCGGAGACUGUCCACUCGGUUGGCUUGGUGAUGGACGGACUUGUGAGCGGCGCAGUGGGAGUAUUGAUAGCAACGGUGGUACCGCAACGAGUUGUGCGCUCAGCAACUACUGCCAUCCGCUGGCGAAAUGUACCGAAGUCUCCAAUACAGUAGUUUGUUCUUGUCCACCGGGUAUGGUGGGCAGUGGUGUGGGCUUGAAUGGUUGCGUACAAAGUACACAACAGAACUGUGCUAUGAUGCCGUGUCGGAAUGGCGGAACUUGUGUCGAUUCCGGUAGCAAAUUUAUUUGCAUUUGCCCCAUGGGUUACCUGGGUCCAACCUGUACGGAAAUGGUGGCGAGCCCAUGCAUACCGAAUCCUUGUCAUAAUAAUGGACGCUGUCGCUCCACUGGUGGUACACAAUUCGAAUGUCAAUGUACGAUCGGAUUCAGUGGUCGUUUGUGUGAUAAUCGUUACAGUCGUUGUGGCGGUAUACUAUCCGGUAUGACUGGACAUCUGAAGUAUCCAGAAGGUUCGGUUUAUGAUCACUUGUCUCAAUGCGCUUGGGUUAUACGCACAAAUGUGUCGCUCGUGUUGAAUGUAACAUUUAAUGCUUUCGAAUUGGAAGAUUCUACAGAAUGCCGCUUCGAUUGGUUGCAGAUUAAUGAUGGCCGUAGUGCGGCGGCUCAAAUAAUUGGGCGCUUCUGUGGUUCACACAAGCCGUUGGGUGGCAAUAUAAUUUCCAGUAGUAGUGAUUUGUAUUUGUGGUUCAGAUCGGAUAACUCGACAGCGAAGGAGGGCUUUGAGCUGGAAUGGAAUUCUGUACCACCACAAUGUGGUGGCCUCUUGGACGUGGAUUCACAUGGUACAUUAACUUCGCCAGGCUCACCAGGAAAUUAUCCGAAGAAUCGCGAUUGUCGUUGGCAUUUGAAGGCGCCAAAUAACAAACGCAUCAAGUUGACUUUCUUCAAUUUACAAAUCGAGAAGCAUGAUAGCUGCAAUUUUGAUUACUUGGAGAUCAUCGAUGCAAUUGCGGAUACAACCGUUGUAAAAUAUUGCAACUCUACAGCACCGUCGCCGCUAAUGCUGCCUACCAAUGAAGCCAUCAUACAUUUCCACUCGGACAAUAUCGAUACUGAUGCGGGUUUCCAAAUUUACUACUCAACCGAAGAACGUGUGCCGGGUUGUGGUGGUACAUAUACCACUAAACAGGACACAAUCAAGUCACCGAUUGUGCAGGGCGAUUCAAUAUCCUGUGAAUAUGAUAUAAAGCUACCGAUGAGUGAAUCGAUACGAAUCGAAUUCAUCAAAUUCGAAAUGGAAGCAGAGGACUGUUUGGAGUUCUUCGACAUACACCCGAACACACACGAGCUCUUGCUGCAGGGCAAGUACUGUGGUGGAUAUGCCUCUGUGAUGCCUGUAACAUUGCAUUCUUUGUACAAUGGGCUGCGUAUUAAAUAUUUCGCAAAGGGCGGCAAAUUCGAAUUGAAAUAUAAGGCUGAUUGUUCGUACACCUUUGAGAGCCCCAGCGGCGAGGUUAUAUCGCCUGGGUAUCCAGAAUUGGGUAACAUUGAACGUUUUUGUAGUUAUAAAAUCGUCACGGAACCAGACACUGUCAUAUCGGCUAAAUUUAUCGAUUUCGAUAUUAGAGACAGCAGUGUGGAUGCUGAGAAUUGCGCCUUUAGUUCACUUAGGAUCAACGCUCGUCUCAAUCAAAAUAUUAUGGGUCCGUAUUGUGGCAAUAGCACGCCGCCUGUCGAGUUUGUGGCCAAAUCAAAUAUGUUAAUAUUGACCUUCCAAACUGGUGUAACUACUUCGGGCAAAGGCUUCAAAAUGGAGUAUCGUUCAAUUCCGAUGGGUAAAACGGAUUGUGGUGGCGUCUUUACAAAGCCAGGCUAUAAGAUACGCUUACCCAUGGGCGAAGAUAAUACGUAUAUGAACAAUUUGGAAUGUUAUUGGGUUAUAAUGGCACCGGAGGGCAAAGGUAUAAUGAUCAAUUGGAAUUCCUUCAAUAUAGAACAGACAAUGGAUUGUAUGUAUGAUUAUGUCGAGAUCUACGAUAGUUUGGCGCGUGAGGAGAUAGAUAAGCCGUUGGGGAGGUAUUGCGAUUCGCCACCAUCGUUUUCGAGCCACUCACGUCUUCUGACAAUCAAAUUCGUAUCGGACAGCUCAGAGAGCGGUGAGGGUUUCGAGGCCACAUAUGAAUUUGUAGAUCUCUCCAAACAAUGUGGAGGUGAAAUAUUCUCUUCAACCGGACGGAUUUUCUCACCCGGCUAUCCAACGAAUUACACAAAUGACAUUGACUGUAUUUGGGUACUCAACACGCCGGAAAAUACACAAAUCAAACUCGAUUUGGACAUGUUCGAGUUGGAAGCGAGCGAUGACUGUGAGCAUGAUUGGCUGGAGAUACGCAACGGCGGCUCCGAACAAUCCCCGCUGAUCAACAAAUAUUGCGGCAGUAAUAUACCACGGCAAAUACCCUCAUUCACCCAUCAGCUGCGUCUGCACUUCCACAGUAACAGCUUCGUCAGUGCGCGUGGUUUCCAAAUACAUUGGUAUGUCUACUCGAACGGCUGUGGUGGUAAUUUGAAAUCGGAUAGCGGCGUAAUAGCAUCGCCACGCUAUCCGAAUUCAUAUCCGCACAAUGCCGAAUGCGAUUGGCAUGUACAAGUGCCGAAGGGUUCCGCCAUACAUUUUACCAUUGAAGAUCUCGAGAUUGAAGAACUAUUCGAAUGUCAUUAUGAUUAUUUGGAAAUAUUCAAUGGACGCACUGAUACACACCCGCUUUUGGCGAAACUGUGUAAGUUGGAGCGAGAUGAGCAGAAACACUUGGCAAGCACCAGUAAUGAAGCACUGCUGCGUUUCCGCACCGAUGGCAGCCAAAGAGAUCGAGGUUUUCUCUUAUCCUACUAUUCGAAUUGCACGCGGACGAUAACCGAUAUUAAUGGUGUUAUCGAGAGUCCAAAUUUCGAUAAUCCUUACUAUAAAGACCCUAUUAAUUGUUCGUGGACCAUUCAAGCGCCAAAAGGAAAUCAAAUUGUUUUGCAAUUCUCACAUUAUGAGCAAUACGAAAAUGGUCAUGCUCUUGUGUUCGAAGAGCCCGGCAAUAAUGGAACUACAAUACAGCCGCUCGCACCAAAUGAAAACUACACUUCGACGAGCAAUGUACUGACCAUAAAACAGGAUAGUCAGUGGUUGAAUUUCCGCUUGGAAUAUAUAAUGUUUGGUUGUGUACAAGAGUUUCAUCGUGAGACAGGCGAAUUCCAAUCACCGAAAUAUCCGCUACCCUAUCCCAAUGAUUUGGAGUGUUUGUGGCAGAUAAAGACAAUACCGGGUCAGGGUGUUGAGCUAACAGUGACUGAUAUGGAUAUAGAAGAGACAGCUAAUUGUACGAAUGAUGCGCUGGUGAUAUCCAGUCAUGCGGUUAGUACAAAUUAUAAAGAGCGGCAUUGUGGGCAUCAGAGUAACUUGGUCAUUACCAGCUCCAGUCAUCACUUGUUUGUGCGUUUCAUCAGCAAUGAGAAGAACAAUGGAAAGGGCUUCAAGGCCGCUUAUAAGAUACUGAAGUCACAAUGUGGUGGCGUGCUAACGAGUAAGCAUGGUGUAAUCACUUCACCAAAUUACCCACUCAAUUAUCCAGCGGAUGCUAAAUGUGAAUGGACUAUCGAAGUGACACUGCAUCACACCAUAACUUUGACUAUGGAUGAAAUUGAAAUGGAAAACUAUUAUUCCUGCGAAAUGGACUACGUGGAGGCAUAUGAAGGUGCCAACAGUGAUAGUGUAACACCAGCGGAAGAGGGAAGACAAUUGUUCAAAGAGUGUGGUGCCAGCGAUUCGCAGGAGACCGAAUGGCAAACCAAAACUAAUACAGCGAUCGUUCGUUUCGAAACUGAUGAUAGCGUACAAUCGAAGGGCUUUAAAUUGAGUUUCAAAGAGAACUGUGGUCAGACUAUUGAAGUUACUGGCGAUGACAUUGGCUAUAUAUCGAUUAGUAGAAAUUCGAUAUCGAAUGAAACGUGCGAAUGGCAUUUGAGAGCCAAGGAUCUUACUAAACACGUACAAUUCACACCGACGCAUGUACAACUGAGUUCUUUAAUGUCGCUGUCGUCCAUAACGGAAGAGGAAUGCAGCGAUCAGGGUGUUAAGAUAUUUGACGGCGCCGACGAUACAGCUCCAUUGCGCAGCAAGUUCUGUAAAACCCAUGCGCCUAACAUCAUCUCCAAUGGCCAUGCGCUCACCAUACAAGUCCCCUUGAAUGUCACAACCGAGUUCGAGGGCUAUUAUCUGCUCAUGGAUAAUUGGUGUGGUGGUUUUUAUACAUCGUUAAGUGGCAAAUUUGCUUCACCCUACUAUCCCUCAUCAUAUCCCGUGAAUAUCGACUGUGAAUGGUAUAUUAUGGCAAACGAAGGCAAUUCGAUGGUACUCACAAUUGAAUCAUUCGAUACGGAGGCGUCGGAGGGUUGUAAUAAAGAUUAUGUGGAGGUGCGUGAGUCUACGGAAAGUGGACGUUUGUUGGGUUUGUACUGCGGCAAUGAUAUACCACCGCCCAUAACGGGUGUACAAUCGUUGUGGGUGAAGUUUGGCAGUGAUAAUGAUGGUGUAGCUAAUGGGUUUUUAGUUUCCUAUAAUUAUGCUACUCAUAAUGAGAUCAGUGGCACAAAUGGUACUAUAGAAUCACCACGUUAUCCCAGCAAGUUCCAAACAGAUGAGCCGUACUCCUGGCGCAUAACAGUUGACAAAGAUUAUGUAGUAAAGCUGUUGAUAAGCCAUAUUCUCGAUGUGGAUAUGCCAUUUAUUAAGAUCUACGAUGGAUAUUCGGACAUUGGAUUACAGAUCGAUUAUUCGACAACAAAUUUUCUAAUCUCAAGUACAAACAUAGUCUACAUUAAGGCCACGCGCGGACCUUUUCAACUCGAAUGGUCGACACUUUCGAAAGAGGAAUGGAAAAAUAAUCAAACUCUGGAAGAGAGUAAGGCCAUCUGUGGCCAAAAUUCGUAUACUAUUAACAGUGGGGUAUUUGUUUUCAUUAGCUCACCCGGAUAUCCUUAUGGUUAUGCAAGCUCGCUUAACUGCAGUUGGCUAUUAACGCCUUCAAACCCUGCCACGCACGUUAUACUGCAACUGACCAAAGUGGACUUAGAAGAUCUAAGUGAUUGCAUUGCAGACUAUCUAACGGUUUCGACGAGUAAUGAUAUGCAAAAUUGGGUGGAGUCCGAGAAAAUGUGUAAAAAGAAGGAGAACGAGGUAAAAGAAUACCAUGGCACACCAUUUGUCAAGCUUAGAUUUGUCUCCGAUGUAAGUAUCAACAAGACCGGCUUCAUCGCACGUGUCAAAGUUGGUUGUGGCGCAGAGAUGACUGCUCGUCAGGCUUUAGUUAAUCUCACCAAUACCUUGGAUGGCAUCAAUCGCAUGCAAACCGAAUGCGUGUGGAAAAUACAAGUGCGCCAGAGUCGACGUAUACGUAUACGAUUUUUAGAAUCCUACCUCGCGCCAGCAAAUCAAGUGAACAGCUGUCGCGCCUACUUUUUGGUGCGCAACGGUUUGGCGGAGGACUCACCCUUCUUGGGUAAGGGUAAAUAUUGUGAGAAUAAUAUUACGGAUGUGCUGGAGACCACCUCGAAUCGGGCGUUUAUAAAAUUCACACGCACUUCUGUCGGCCUGAGCUUUAAGGCCGCUUUCUACUACGAGGAGAUAAGCCACGAGUGCUCUGAUGUGUUGAUUUUAGACGAAGAGACACUUUUAGCACGUACUAAAACCAUAACUUCACCAAAUUAUCCCAACAUACCGAACCCACAUUCCGAGUGCAUUUGGCGUGUGCAGGCGCCCACACAUCACGUAAUCACCGUUGAGUUUAAAGAUAAAUUCGACUUGGCCACGUCGGAUAGCCAGCCUGCGGGCACUUGUGAUCGCGAGUAUAUACAGUUAAAUGAUGGCGCCACCGAACUAAUGCCAUUGCUCGGCGUCUUCUGCGGUAAAACAAAGCCAAACUCUUUAGCUACAACGAGCAAUGUUUUACGCUUCAAAUAUUUCACUGACAUAUCCGAACCGCAUAUCGGCUUCAAGGCGAUCGUUUCGAUCGGACGCUGUGGUGGCUCAUUUUAUGAGACUCAGGGCGAAAUCAAUUCACCAGACGGUGUGCUACUAAAUGACAAACUCGACUUUGAGUGUGUUUACACAAUCGAGUUGGAGGGUGGCAGUACAAUUAAAUUGAUUGUGGAGCAAAUGGACUUGCCUGAUACGGAGAACUGCGCGUCAGGCAGCAAUUUGGAAUUGCAAGAGAUCGUUUCAUAUGACGGUGCAGACAAUGUUACAGAUUCUUUGCGUAUCUGCGGUAACCGAAAGAAUAGAGGUUACAUCGUUGAGACCAAUAAGUUGGUUAUACGCUAUCACGUAAAGAAUUAUACCCCCAGUAUGCACACAUUCCAACUCACAUACACCGCCAUCGGUACACGUUGUGGCGAAACGAUUACAGCGAAUCGUGGCAUGCUCUAUACACCCGGUUAUCCGCAGGGCGUUAAUCGACCGACGCAUUGCGCGUGGAAAGUGCGCGUACCGAAGGGUAAACGUGUAAAAGUCGAGAUACUCGAUUUCGACACGGGCGCGGCGUUGAAUGCAACCAACUCGUUCGGCCAUGUCAGCUCGUUCCGUGGGCGACUUGCCUUUGCCAAUGAUUUCGAAAUGCAAUCGAUUAUUGCGCGUGUCUCUGGCAAUCCACCUGCAGCAAUUUACUCUACGGACAAUAUAAUGGCCAUUGAUGCCUUCCUCAUAUCGUAUAGUCAACAUCGUGGUUUCCGCCUGCGUUUCACCUCGGACGAGGACUCACAGGUAUGUCGUCAUAACAUCGAUCUGAGGCAUGGCGAGGGUUUCAUGCGAUUUACGCGUCAAAAUGAAAGUGACAUCUACUGUAGUUAUCCGCUUAAGAUGCGUGAUAACGAAACGCUCGCACUGCGUGUGGAGAAUUACGAGAAGAAUAUGACAUCUGCACUAUAUGCCGGAUUCUGCAACUACAUAACGCCAUUGAAGCUGGAGCUGAACUCGCAGCCGAUAUUGCAAGACUUUUUAUGUAGUAAUGAAACGCAUGCCGUUGCGCGCCUACCUUAUCCAGUUACUAUGAAAUUACUCGGUAAUAGACGCAAUAAGCUCAGCAGCUUGGAGUUGAGCUAUAAAGUUUAUAAAUGCGGCGGUAUACGUUCCGUUUACACGGAUCUCAACAUCACGCAACCACAAAUGGCGAAUUACAGCGGCUCCUUGGAGUGCGCUUGGGCUGUUUGGCCCAAUAAUGAAUUCAGUGUAGACGAUAUGGAAGAUCUGGACUACUAUUCGGCGGGCACUCAGCUCGGAGUCACGCUAUCAACGGACUUCAAAGGCAGUUGCGAGGAUCAAUAUCUCAUUUUGUAUGGCGGCCCGAAUCAGAAUUUCCCACAUCUCGGUCGUUUCUGUACGCAAUCCUCCAUGGAAAAUGUGGUUGUGGAGCGUGGCCUAUUUGUGGAGUAUUACACGCAUAAUUACGAAACGCAGUCCAAGUUCAAUUUAACGUUGAAGCAAGGCAGCGGUUGUGGUGGCAAGCUUUCUUAUCCAUAUCGUCAGAUAUCCUUUAGUGAUCAGUAUAAACAUAAUAUUGAAUGCAUAUGGGAGCUGAGCACGGAGCCAGGUUUCCACAUUGGUCUCUACUUCACCUCUCGCUUCUUCAUUGAGUCGAGCACAAAUUGCACGAAAGAUUAUCUAUUGGUGCAACAGUUGGCGUUGAAUGGUACUUGGCAGGAGCUGGGUCGUUAUUGCGGCCGAGAGCCGCCAAAAUCUGUAAAUAGUACAACGACACAGAUGCGUUUGAUUUUCCGCACUGACGCCGAUACGUUGGGCGAUGGCUUUACAGCGAAUUUCGAAAGAAAUUGCGGUGGUAUACUCUAUGCGACCAGCACUGAGCAAUAUAUGCCUAGUCCCGGCUAUCCGGUACGUUAUGACAACAACCUCAUGUGUAAUUACACGGUGGUGCCAAAGGAGGAAACGAAGUCGAGCGUAUUGGUCGACUUUAUCGACUUUGAGAUCGAGACACCGCCCAUCACACGUUGCCUCUUUGACAAUGUCACGAUCUAUACAUACAAUGGCGAUGACGCUGUGGAGUCUGUGCAUUGUGGCACACUACGCGCGCAUAGUUUUCGUGGCGACAAAGUCACCGUAAUACUACGCACAGAUCACUCAUUUGCGUCGCGCGGCUUCAAGUUCGCCUACAGCACGAAUGUGUGUGGCGGUAUCGUGCAUAAUAGUACGGUUAUCGAGACGCCGCAUGAAUAUUCGGAUGGCAGUUUACCACCACAUACCGAGUGUUUUUGGAAUCUUACCGCGCCAGCUGAUUAUAAAAUACUCAUUAAGUUUGAACAUUUCGAUUAUGAGAGUGGCCCGACUUGUGACUAUGAUGGCGUCAAUAUAUACAAGUCUUUGUAUCCGGUAGAGAAUCAACGUAUUGGGAAAUUCUGCGGCAAUCUAACUGGUCUCAUACCACCGCUACACAUCAGUGGCAAUCGUGGUCUCAUACACAGUUACUCAGAUCGUAGCGUCAACUCGAUAGGUUUCAAGGCGAUUGUCACCUUCUUGCCUAAUUGUGAUGAUAAGAUCUUUCUGGGUAUGGAUAAUACCACAUAUGAUUUUGUGAAAUACGUUAACGGCUAUGCAAAUAAUCUCGAUUGUGCCUACAUAUUUACGACGCCGCGUGGUCGUCAGUUGUUGGUCGAUUUCAAUAGUUUUCAUUUGGAGGACAGCGAAAAAUGCCAGUCCGAUUUCUUAGAAGUACGUGAUGGCGGUGGUCCAUACGGUGAUCUCAUUGGCAGAUUUUGCGGUCACACUUUGCCACAGCGUAUGAUGUCUUCAGAAAAUGCGCUCUUUAUACGUUUUGUAAGUGACUCGGCGGAGUCGAGUACUGGAUUUAGUAUGAAGAUUUCAUCUCAGUCGAAGGUGUGUGGCGAUAUGAAUUUGGAGGUUAAGAGCAAGGAGAAAUUGGUUUUAAAUUCACCAAAUCCACCAGGUGAACUUUACGGCAAACAUUUGAAUUGCUUGUGGAGACUCACAAGCGCAAAAACGAUACAUUUGAAAUUCGAACGUUUCGAUUUGGAAGGCUCAAAUGUCACGGGUAAAUGCGGCGGCGAUACACUGAAAAUUUUUAACAAGGAGGAUACUGAUCAGAUCGAACGUGGUUAUGGCACAGAAAUCGUUCAAAAUGGUAAAAUGGGCAGCGCAGACUGGAGUAAUUAUGCGACGGAUUAUGUCUACUGUGGCAAUCAAUUACCCGAUGAUUACUACUCGUUUGGUAAUACGACAAUUAUUAAAUUCCAAACUGAUGAUGUGAUUGAAAAAAGUGGUUUCAGCAUAAGCGCCUACGCUGUGGAUGGCUGCUUCCGCAAUUUCACCGGUACCCAGGGCCGCGUACAGAUAGUCGAUACAACAGACGAAUGCGAUAUCUACAUUGAGGCGCCACAAAAUCGCACACUCAGUAUUUAUUAUGCCGAUGUGACAUUUGCUGAAUAUGAAUGCGCCAAGGAAUAUGUGGAGGUCUUUGAUGCCUACACCAACAAAUCGCUGCAGAAGAUUUGCUCGUAUAUGGGCAAUGAGAAGGCGUUAUUCUCCAGCACGAAUAAGUUGCGUGUGCAUUUGAAAAUGAGCGGUUACUAUACGAAAUUCGAUUUCACAUAUCUGGCCAGCCAGGAUGGUCCCGGUUGUGGUGGUAAUCUGUAUAAUGCACGUGGAACUAUCACCAAUCCAUUUUAUCCGAAUAAUAUUCGAAAUAAUUCCGAUUGCCGUUGGAAUAUACGUGUUCCGGGCAAUUUGCAUGUUCUUUUGCACUUCGAUGUUUUCGAUCUUGGCACCAAAAACACUUGCCAUUCGGAUUAUUUGGAGAUAAUUGAAACCGAUGAUGAUGAGGGUCCGCCGAGUGUGGUGCGACGUUUCUGUGGCGAGGAUAAUCCCAGAAUGUAUAAAAGUGAACGCAGCUCGCUCACCAUACGUUUCCAUAAAACACUCAAUUACGAUGGCACUGGUUGGGUGAUAAACUUCCAAGGUGUUUAUUCUAAUUAUAAAAUACCCGAAUAUAUGUUAAUGUAAAUAAAUCAUCAUGAUGAAGAAAAAAAUUAAUUAAAACUAAAGUUAAUUAGUAAUUUGUAUUGGGUUUUAAUAAAGUGU
Molecule: messenger RNA, 11406 nt
Organism: Ceratitis capitata (Mediterranean fruit fly)
Lineage: Eukaryota; Metazoa; Arthropoda; Insecta; Diptera; Tephritidae
Product: cubilin homolog
Exons: 23
Coding region: 190-11328 (3712 amino acids)
Molecular function (GO): calcium ion binding
Source: RefSeq, a predicted model, not a curated record